Solanum tuberosum (potato) is the source of this 2613-nucleotide messenger RNA. RefSeq names its product probable polyamine oxidase 5. Lineage: Eukaryota; Viridiplantae; Streptophyta; Magnoliopsida; Solanales; Solanaceae. The transcript has a single exon. The coding region runs from base 52 to 2457 and encodes 801 amino acids. The record is from RefSeq and is a predicted model, not a curated record. Gene Ontology annotation, molecular function: polyamine oxidase activity.
GAUUGGUCUGAGGUUAUCGAUAAAAAAGAUUUGUCUAAGUUUGCCUCUAAAAUGGUGUCUCAAAAGCCCAAAAUUGUUAUAAUUGGGGCAGGAAUUGCUGGUCUAACAGCAGCUAAAAAGCUCUACACAACACAAAACUCAAAUGAACUAUUUGAGCUUUGUGUUGUAGAAGGUGGAAACAGAAUUGGUGGAAGAAUUUUCACUACUGAGUUUUGUGGUGAUAGAGUUGAAAUCGGUGCAACUUGGAUUCAUGGAAUUGAAGGAAAUCCAAUAUACAAAAUUGCUCAAGAAAUCAAUGGAUUUGAAACUGAUAAGCCAUGGGAUAGUAUGGGAGGUAAAGUCGAUAAAAAAGUGACUAUAACAGAAGAUGGACAUGAGGUACAUUCAUCCUUUGUUAACUCGGUAUCAAAUUUUUUCAGUAAUCUGUUGGAGUUUUCAUCAGAUGAAGGGGAUUUUGAUGGUGGGGUUGGUAGAAAGAUUGUUGAAAGCUUGAAUCUUGAAGAAAAUGGUGGUGUUGAUAAGAUAAGUAUGGGUUCUUAUCUUAGAAAAGGGCUCAAAUUUUACUGGGGUUUAAAGAAAGAUCAAGAAAAUGUCGAAAGCUUCAAUAUUGAUUCUGAUGGUAUUGAAAAAGAUCAAGAAAAUGUUGAAAACUUCAAUCUUAAAAGUGGUGGUGUUGAAAAUGAUCAAGAAAAUGUUGAAAACUUCAAUCUUGAAAGUGGUGGUGUUGAAAAUGAUCAAGAAAAUGUUGAAAGCUUCAAUAUUGACGAUAGUGGUAUUGAAAAAGAUCAAGAUAAUGUUGAAAGCUUCAAUCUUGACGAUGGUGGUGUUGAGAAAGAUCAAGAAAAUGUAGAAAGCUUCAAUCCUGACGAUAGUCGUAUUGAAAAAGAUCAAGAUAAUGUUGAAAGCUUCAAUCUUGAACAUGGUGGUGUUGAAAAUGAUCAAGAAAAUGUUGAAAGCUUCAAUAUUGACGAUAGUGGUAUUGAAAAAGAUCAAGAUAAUGUUGAAAGCUUCAAUCUUGAACAUGGUGGUGUUGAAAAUGAUCAAGAAAAUGUUGAAAGCUUCAAUAUUGACGAUAGUGGUAUUGAAAAAGAUCAAGAUAAUGUUGAAAGCUUCAAUCUUGAACAUGGUGGUGUUGAAAAUGAUCAAGAAAAUGUUGAAAGCUUCAAUAUUGACGAUAGUGGUAUUGAAAAAGAUCAAGAUAAUGUUGAAAGCUUCAAUCUUGAACAUGGUGGUGUUGAAAAUGAUCAAGAAAAAGUUGAAAGCUUCAAUCUUGACGAUGGUGGUAUUGAAAAAGAUCAAGAAAAUGUUGAAAGCUUCAAUCUUGACGAUGGUGGUAUUGAGAAAGAUCAAGAAAAUGUUGAAAGCUUAAAUCUUGAAAGUGGUGGCAUUGAGAAAGAUGGAGAAAAUGUUGAAGUUUUUGAAAAUUGGAGUAGAAAAGCACUUGAAGAAGGUAUUUUUGCUAUGUUUGAGAAUAUACAUAGGCAUUAUUCAUCAGCUGGUGAUUUAGGUACUUUAGAUUUCAAUGAAGAAAGUGAGUAUUGUAAUUUUCCUGGAGAUGAAAUAACAAUAGCCAAAGGGUAUUCAUCUGUUGUUGAAUCUUUGGCUUCUGUUUUACCACCUGGUUUGAUCCAACUAGGUCGAAAAGUUUCGAAAAUUGAAUGGCAAUUGGAAAAUAGUGAUGGUAAUAAGCCAGUGAAGUUGCAUUUUAGUGAUGGAUCAGCUAUGUAUGCUGAUCAUGUCGUUGUUACAGUCUCAUUAGGAGUCCUAAAACAAGGAAUUCGCGAGGACUCGAGUCUUUUUAGUCCUCCCCUUCCUAAGUUCAAGACUGAAGCAAUUGCAAGACUUGGUUUUGGUGUUGUUGAUAAGGUGUUCUUACAACUUAGCCCAACUCAUCAUGAAAAUGUUGGCUAUGAUGGGUUGAAUUUCCCUAACAUGAUGAUGGUUUUUCAUCAGCCAGACUCGAAACUGAAGAACCCGAAAAUCCCCUUGUGGAUUAGGAGGACUACACUUACACAUCCAGUUUAUCCAGAGUCAAGGGUUGUGGUAUCAUGGUUUGCAGGUGAAGAAGCUAUGAAGGUUGAAACUCUUGAUGAUGAGGAGAUCAUCGAGGGGGUCUCGAUAACAAUGUCAGAGUUUCUAGCAAACACAGAGCAUUUCAAGAAUUCCAUCAAGUUUAGUAAAGUUUUGAAGUGCAAAUGGGGUACUGAUCCAUUGUUUUUGGGAUCAUAUACUCAUAUAGCUGUUGGAUCAAGUGGAAAUGAUUUGGAUGCUAUGGCUGAACCAUUGCCUAAAGAGAUUAGUGAUGAUAAAAAUUCGAAGAAGAGUCCUCGACUUCAAGUUUUAUUUGCAGGUGAAGCAACAAGUAGAAAUUACUAUUCAACAACUCAUGGUGCUUAUCUUACUGGUCUUAGAGAAGCUAAUAGGCUUCUUGAGCAUUUUCAAUGUGUUGAUGUCUGAAAAAAGAUUGUUCUUGUUUGUUUGUUUGUCUUGUUAUUGUUUUUCAUAUUCAUUUGGAAUUGGGUGUUUGUUAUACUCUUUCUGUAUGAUGGGAAUUUGAAAGAGUAAAGGGAACUAAAGAAGCUUUUCAUUUUGUAUUGUUUUAAUUCCUUUCUA